Symbiodinium natans is the source of this 3138-nucleotide messenger RNA. NCBI's taxonomy places the organism in Eukaryota, Dinophyceae, Suessiales, Symbiodiniaceae. The record is from the annotation of a GenBank genome assembly.
AUGGCGAACCUCGAACGAAUGCUAGAUGAAGCAAUGGCGAAAUGUGGUGCGAAAAGUUGCUCUCUGGCCACAACAUCCACCCCUGUGUACGAGGUCAAAAGAGACUCUGAAUUUGCCCUCAAGGACUUUGUCAAGCACGCGUGUCGUCCGGUAGACCAUGCCAAAUCAUGCACCCUCGUCCUCGAUGCCCACUACAACAUCCCUGAGUUAGGCAUUAUCUCAGCACUAUGCGAGCGACUCCAAGAUCAAGAUUACUCUGUUCUUCCUCCUCAUCUGCAGCCUGCUGAGGCCAUGCCCUCGGGAACCACAGUUUCGUACAUCAUCAACAACUCGGAGGACGGGGUUCUCGACAUUCUUCGCGUCAUGUCCUUUACCGGGAAGGUGCCAACAAAGCAGGCUCGCGCGUACUGCACUGGCUCUGCUGUAGUGCCCGCCUUUAGACAGGGACCAUGGACUUGGGUAAAGGCCGUCCAUUACCUCAUGGACAUGCUUCCGGGGCAUCAUGUCGUCUGGUGGCGUCUCUCUCAGGCACAGGGUGGACAAGGCAUCCAGAGGUCCUCGUCUUCUCAGCAGCAAUGGUGCCCUGAAGAUGAGGAACUCUUGGCAGGAGUGGAGUACAUCAACAAAAAGGCUCCUGACCAAGAUGAUGAGAACCAACAAUACGUGUGGAUCCUGAGACAAAUACGUCCGGACAGUGGCACUCCUAUCGCGGGGUGGCCCAAGUCUGAGGUCAAACUCAUGGCCCAAAACAAAUCCCGGGCAGCAGGAGGAGCAUCUUCAUCUCGAUUCUUCCCCUUCACAACCAUGAGCUUGAAGCCGUUCAUGCACGCGUUUCUGCUGCCCAUGGUGUUCCCCUUGAUGCUCUCCUACGGCAUCAUCACUGUGGGUUGGCCGGGCGUGGGCAAGACCCCAUUUCUCAUCGUCCUCAGUCUCGCACUCGGUCGCUACCACAUCAACAAGAAUGGACAUGCUCACAUUCGUCCUGGUUGGAGACGAGCCAAAGCUAUGGACAACUUCAGGCACAAGUGUGGCCAGUCACAUGAAGGCAUAAUCUUGGACGACCCCACCAUCGAAAAGAUCGAGGCGUCCGACUUGAAAUCUUGGCUCACUUCGGAGGAAGACCAAAAUUGCACGGGGCGUUACAACGAUGUGAAAUUGGCCCGGAAUGGUCUCAGGGCGUUGGCUUCGAAUGAUCUUGAGGAAUCGGAUGAGCCUCCGCCUGAUAGACUGAGCACCUCGAUCACUGCUGCUGAGUUCAUGAAGCUCACACGCAAGCUCUUUCAGGCAUACAAGGAAGCUGAUGUUCUGGCCAUCUUGAAACGUUCCAUCGUCUUCGUCUUCGGGAAACAUGCCGUCUACCUGCGACUCCCUGACCAGGACUUGGGUGCCCCAGUUCAUCGCAUACUCGUGAGCCAGCUCCAUGCCGACCUCUUCUGCGAAAGGGACAAGGAGUUUUAUGCCAAAUACAAGAUUGGCGUCGAGGAGCUCCCCCCAACCUUUGAGGAGGAUGUCAAAUGCGAACAGGCCCUCAUCCUUCAUGGUCUGGCUGACCUCGCACACGCAGGACGCCCAAGCACUUACAUCAAGAGCAUCAACACGAAAAUCGCCGACAAGCUUCAGGACAUCAGCCGGGAAACCAACACGACAUGGCUACCUUCCUCGCAGUCUUCAGAUGAAGAUGCUGCUCCAAAGCACACAGGCCCUGUGGUGCCACAUGCAGCCCCGCCUCCGGGUACUCCUCGCAGACGCCUUGGAGAUUUUGUUUAUCCAACUCCGACCCGCCGGGUAAGGAUGAAGUCCUGCAAUGCUGCAGCACAAUCGUCGGUUCCCCAGCCUGAGGAAGAGGCAGCACAAUCAUCAGUUCCGCAGCCUGACAAAGCCACUGACUCCUUCUCCGGAGAGGAGGACGUAGCCAAACGCCCUGGAGCAUCCUUCGUAGCCAAGAAGGGCAAGUUGCGUGCCACGCAGAAACGGCCUGCUUCCAUCAAGUCCAAGACUUACAAGGCCAUUCCAUACGUGAAGGAUCCUUCAGCUCUCCCAGGUCGUGGGCUUCGUGGUGAUCAGACGAAGUGGUGCCGGAGCUACCCGGACAUCAUCAAGGCCAGCAACAAGUCCCUCAUCGACAUGCUGGUGAAAGACAAGAUCCUACCGAAGUGGCAAGGGAGUCGAUGUCCACACUGCCAUAAGGGAACCCUUUCGGGAUUGGUCCGCAAGCCCAACACAAAGGAGGAUACGUGGAAACAUCGCUGCAACCAUAAGGGUUGCCAGCGAUACCUGAGUCCGCAUCACUUGCAUCCCGUCUUCGUUGACGCUGGUGGUCCGGCUUCCACAGAUCUUCAGACGCAGGCUUCUGUGCUACUCCUCAAACUUAUUGGUGUUUCGGCAGCAUCCAUCCACAAGAUAACGCAUGUGAACCACAAGGCCAUCCAAGACCUCGAGGGCAAGUUAGCCGAUGUUCGUAGGCGUUUCGUGGAGGUCAAGCAAAAGGACAUCAAGUUGGGCGACUGCCGUUCUUGGCAAGAUGUCGAGGGGGACGAGGCCACGUUCACCAAAACAAAUGAGAAACACGGAGACCAGACCAAGCCAAUCAGAUGGGAGCAAUGGUUGGGGCUGGUUCAACGUGGUCGACCGGAUACUCUCAUCUUGGAGCGCCUCAACCCGCCUAAGACCGUCAAGAGGGCACCCGGUCCAGGCGCUGUGCGACGUGUAGAGUGGCGACCACUUGCAGAGAAGCAUUUAAAGGGUCGUGCCGUGAUUUUCCACACGGACUCUGCCAAGAGUUAUAAACUCAAGGUAGACCGCGUUGUACAUGAUCGGGUUGUUCAUGCCAAGAAAAGGGUGCUGGUCAAUGGAAAGUAUGUUUGGAAGGCUCCGACAUACGUGAAAGUGGUGGAACACCGCGUGCCAGGACGCAUCAAGCCUUUGAGAACGAAGGCCGGUACUCAAAUCAUCGAUAGAGCCUGGCGGUUCCUUAAGGAGAGAAUCUCCCUGAACCAGCACACCAGGGCAGGUAGCCUCGUGAUGCGCAACAAAAUUCGCUCCGCUCAGUAUGCAUACUGGACGCGGGGCACAGAUCUCUGGCUCGAGACUGGCAAACUCUUCACUUGGGCAAUGCGAGAAAUCGUGCAGCCCAGGUGA